Messenger RNA from Miscanthus lutarioriparius, 1527 nucleotides. NCBI's taxonomy places the organism in Eukaryota, Viridiplantae, Streptophyta, Magnoliopsida, Poales, Poaceae. The record is from the annotation of a GenBank genome assembly.
AUGGAUAUUAUGGUUAGGCGGUACGGUGGGUAUGAUAAGGUUGGAUUUACAUCAAGGGACCUUUACAAUUUCUGCCAUCGCAACAAGGCGGAGACACUUUCCGGUGGUGAUGCUCGAACAAUCAUCAGUUACAUGACAGAAUCGAAAUGUAGAGAACCUGAUUUCUUUUUCCAGUACAAGACUGAUGGGAGAGGGCACCUGACGGGACUGCUCUGGUGUGACUUUCAAUGUCAGAUGGAUUAUAGAGCGUUUGGUGAUGUCGUCGUGUUUGAUGGCACGUACAAAACAAAUCGAUACAACCUGACCCUUGUUCCUUUUGUUGGGGUGAAUCACCAUAAAAGCACGGUUCUUUUUGCCUGUGGAAUUCUUUCUCACGAGGAUACUGAGUCGUAUGUGUGGCUGCUUAGGUCAUUCUGUGAUGCCAUGAUUCAGAAGCAUCCGGUUUUUGUGAUCACCGAUGGAGACCGUGCUAUGCAGAAAGCAAUCAGUAUUGAUCUAAAGGAUAAGGUUAGGGGUUUUCUUUAUGAUCGUUGCUCCAUAGAAAAGAUUGAAAGGAAAUGGAUAGCAUUCUUGGCAAAGGAGAAAGUUAUAGAUAAGGACUCGUGGCUGUACCAGAUGUAUGAGAUGAGGGAAAUCUGGUGUGCGGCGUAUCAUGCUGGUAAGUGCUACUUAGGACUGAGGAGCAACCAGCGUAGUGAGAGCCUACACUCUAGGAUUCAGUUUAAUCUAGAUCAGAAAAUGACACUGUUAGAGCUGAUACAGCACAUUGACCACUGUCUUUCAAAGUUGCACAGUAAUGAAGCGUAUCUGGACUUUCAAGCAAGUUCUAAGCCAUGCUUACAACCAGAUGCUUCAACUAUUGAGAAAGAGGCUGCGAAUUUGUUCACACCAAGUGUUUAUUUUGCUGAUGUGCAGUACAGCGUAAAAGCAGCCGACAAGUGUUAUUGGAUUGAGACUGUAGAUGGCUAUGAUAUUGUUGAGUAUAUUGUUGGAAGGGUUGAUAAAGGAGACAAACAAUACUAUGUGAAAUUUAUAGUCCCUUGGAACCCCAUGCUCACACAUCUUCUUUGUAUUGGGUCGUCGAGGAGAACACAAGCUUCUAGGCUACUGUGUUUUGGAAAGGUGGACAAGGGGGCCAAGCGUGGAUUUCCUCCUAUAAGGAAGAGCGCCAUGUAUGACUAUUCCAAUAGCCUACAGAGGUACCAUGAGCUACACAAUAUCAGUCAAACGGCAUCCUUCGUAGCAUCUCAAUCACUUGAAGCAUAUGGGCGGCUAAAACGCGUUCUUCAUGAGGAAGCUGCUAUGAUCCCUCCAAAUGGAGGAGAGAAUGAAGGCAAGAGGUUUGGUCCUGUGCUGCCGCAAGCCCUGGAUGUUGAUUCUACAGAUGUCUUUGAUCCCAUACAUGUGCCUGGCAGAGGGGCCCUGAAGAAAAAGUUGAAGUCAGUUUCAGAUAAACUAAGAAGAAAUGUACCCUGUGUAAGGGUGAGGGUCACAAUCGACGAACAUGCUCCAAGAGAGAAGAGGUAA